This is a messenger RNA of Syngnathoides biaculeatus (alligator pipefish), 5689 nucleotides long. RefSeq names its product SET domain containing 6, protein lysine methyltransferase (gene setd6). The coding region runs from base 2190 to 3539 and encodes 449 amino acids. Gene Ontology annotation, cellular component: nucleus. Lineage: Eukaryota; Metazoa; Chordata; Actinopteri; Syngnathiformes; Syngnathidae. The record is from RefSeq and is a predicted model, not a curated record. The transcript has 9 exons. Gene Ontology annotation, molecular function: protein-lysine N-methyltransferase activity; protein binding. Gene Ontology annotation, biological process: peptidyl-lysine monomethylation.
AGUGCUACCCCUGUGAUGGAAGGAUGUAGGACAGGAUUGAAUUGGACAAGGACGGGGGGGGGGGGGCAUGUAGGACAGAGGUGAUGGAGCCGAUGCACAACUCAGGUGUGGUGAGAGUGGCCAUGUAAAUUCCAAACAUCUACAGAAACAGUCCGAGUGAGGGGGUACCCCCGAGGUUUGCAUAAUUGUUGUUAUUAAUGGUGAUGAGUCCCAGAACUGAGUAUCUGCAGAUAGAUGGAAGUGAAUUGACACCAUCUCACAUGUACAACGAGCUUGAGAAGUGCCCCGGAACUGCUGUGCCAGCACUUGUCGGGGCUGACGACCCCCCACCCAAGGACUGGGAUCGGGCUAAGGAGCACACCUGAGAGGACCCAGAGUGGCCCCACUGAGGCGCCCAGAGGAGGUCAUAGGGGCCCAACACCACCGCUAACCAUCAGUCUCACUUCAAAUGUGUAUUCCUCUCCAACAUGAACAAAAAAACGGGCUCGUCCGGGAUUUGAACCCGGGACCUCUCGCACCCUAAGCGAGAAUCAUACCCCUAGACCAACGAGCCACAUGUGUGCACAUCUGGAUGUUAUUUUCAUGUACAGUAUAAAGUGAGAUUUGACCCUGCAAUCUUGGUGAUGUGGCAGGCGUAUGAACAUGUGAAACAGCGCCCUCUGUUAGGUCAAAAGUAAACAUUACAUUAGAGGAACAGAAAUUUCCGAUGCUGACACUUUGGAGUGCAUAUAUUGUUCCUCGAGGAACUGGGCAGUGAAAUGUGAUGUCUUUAAAAAGUGUGUCUGCGUUCGGUUUCCAUGUAAGAGUUUUAGAAUGACAGAUUAGCUCCUUCUAAGAGAUCGAUUUCAAGCACCUGGUCAAAAGCAGGGCUCGUCCGGGAUUUGAACCCGGGACCUCUCGCACCCUAAGCGAGAAUCAUACCCCUAGACCAACGAGCCACAUUUUUCACAUCUGGCUGUUCUUUUCAUGUACAGUAUAACCAAAGAUAUGACCCUGCAAUCUCUGUGAUGUGACAAGUGCAUGAACCUGUGAAACAGCGACCCUGUGAGGUCGAAUGUAACCAUUACAUUUGAGGGACAGAGAUUGCUGACAGUUUGGAGUGCAUUUAUUGUUGCUCGAGGAACUGGGCAGUGAAAUGUGAUGUCUUUAAAAAGUGUGUCUGCGUUUGGUUUCUAUGUAACAGUUUUAGAUGUUUCAGGGGUCGGUCAGUGAAUGACAGAUUAGCUCCUUCUGAGAGAUCGAUUUCAAGCACCUGGUCAAAAGCAGGGCUCGUCCGGGAUUUGAACCCGGGACCUCUCGCACCCUAAGCGAGAAUCAUACCCCUAGACCAACGAGCCACGUGUUUGCACAUAUGGCUGUUAUUUUCAUGUACAGUAUAAUUCCAGAUCUGACCCCGCAAUCUCGGUGAUGUGGCAAGUGCAUAAACAUGUGAAACAGCGCCCCCUGUAAGGUCUAAAGUAAACAUUACAUUUGAGGAACAGAGAUUUCCAAUGCUGCCACUUUGGAGGGCAUUUUUUGUUCAUCGAGGAACUGGGCAGUGAAAUGUGAAUAUGGACAAUAUUAUAAUAAAAUUGAAGAAAAGCUGGGCUCGUCCGGGACUUUACCCAGGGACCUCUCGCACCCAAAGCGAGAGUCAUACCCCGAGACCAACGAGCCACGUUGCUAGCAGUUAUCAUGACAAAAAGAAUAAAAUUCAAUACAUAAUACCGGUUUCAUUGGUCUUAGGUACUCGAGUUAGCCUGCGAGACUUCAUUGAGGGUCGUGUUAGAACACAUUCAUCAAAUUUUGACGCUUUCUCAACGUUACAACCUUUAACAACAAACAUUUUUGUCAUUUAGCAGUAGUUUCUCGUCAGCUUGUCCCUUUUUGGGGUCGCCACAGCGUGUCAUCUCAGAUGAACCCACAUAUAUGUUUGGCACUAUUUUUACGCCGGAUGCCCUUCCUGACGCAACCCUUCUCAGGGAGUGGGAUACGAACCCACAACCCCUGGUUUACCAAACUAGUGCUCUAACCACUGAGCUUGUCUCAACUUUCUUUCGGGUGGACGACAUCGUGCUGCUGUGUGCUCGCGGGCUGCCUGCUAGUCCAGAUUCCGGGUCUAUUUUUACUGUGACACGCUUGGGUUACUCAUCGUGGACCGGGAAACCGUUUAAAAUCCGCUUAAGAGGGUUCAUUACAACUGCCAAAAAAUGUCAUCAGAAGCCAAGAGACCUAAGGUAGACAACGACGCUCCCCUUCAGAACUUCCUCCGGUGGUGCGACAGCGUCGGUCUAGAGCUCAGCACAAAGGUACGAUUAAGCAAAGAAGGCACGGUGGCUGACUAUGGGAUGUUAGCUCAGGAUAACAUUGAGGAAGGCGAGGUGUUGUUUACCAUCCCCAGAUCAGCUCUUCUUCACCAGGGGACGACGCACGUCUCGGCGCUGCUGGAGCGAGAGAAAAUCUCCUUGGCGAGCACAUCAGGCUGGGUCCCCCUCCUGCUGGCUUUGCUGUACGAAUACACGACAGCGCACUCCCACUGGAAAGCAUACCUGUCAUUAUGGACCGACUUCAAGUUGUUGGACCAUCCCAUGUUCUGGUCCAAAGAGGAGCGAGACAAACUGCUGAGGGGAACCGGUAUCCCAGAGGCGGUGGACAAAGACCUGGCUAACAUCCAGAGAGAAUACCGAGACGUGGUCCUGCCCUUCAUUGCCAAGCAUCCUGACAUCUGGAACCCCUGCAUGCACACACUGGACUUGUACACGCAGCUGGUGGCUUUUGUCAUGGCCUACAGUUUCCAAGAGCCACAAGAAGAGAAUGAUGAUGAUGAUGAUGGUGAAGAUGAUGAGACGGAGGAGGCCCCCACUCCACCUAUGAUGGUCCCCAUGGCUGACAUGCUCAACCACGUGUCCAAGCACAAUGCCAAUCUGGAGUUCACAGCAGAGACUUUGAAGAUGGUCUGCGUGCGACCCAUCAAAAAAGGAGAGGAAGUGUUCAACACCUACGGGCAGAUGGCCAACUGGCAACUGCUGCACAUGUACGGCUUCACCCAACCGCACGGCGACAACACGGACGACACCGCUGACAUCGCCGUUGCCAACCUGCACAAGGCGGCCACAAGAGAGCCGGAUGGGGAUCAGCCGCUGUUGGGGGAGAUGUGGGAGGUGCUCCGGGAAAAAGGAGCGUUUGUCUUUGGCAAACACGGCUGCCUCACCGACACGGAGCUACACGCCACGCUCAAGGUGCUCUGCAUGUCCAGGGAGGAAUUCUUGGAGUUCAAAUGCAACGAAGACGGAUGGGAGGAAGACGACGAGGACGAGGGGGAGAUUUCGCGAGGGUUCUCCAACGACGGGCUCGCGGGAUUAAACAGCAAGUGGAAGCGGCUCCUCCACGAAGCGGCGCGUCUGACCGUGAGGGGCUACCCCGACGUGGACCGAGACCGGGCCCUGAUGGAGGACCAGGCGUCGCUAAAGACACUGAGCAGCAGGGAAAGGAGGGCGCUGGAGGUCCGGUAUGGACAGAAAAGCAUCCUGGAUAAAGUCAUGGUGCUCACAAAGACAUGAACCUGGAACUUUUUCUUCACAUCCAUUAAUAACAAUUUCAUCGCAAUGUACAUAUACUUAAUUGUGUUUAAAUUCGCCUGUUAAGUCGUGGGAUUAGCCAGCAGUAUGUACAGUGGGUAUGGAAAGCAUUCAUCUUUAUCCUCAGGAGGGUCACAAGUGUGCUGUAGCCGAUCCCAACAAUCUUAAGCCAAAAAGGCAGAGUACAGCUUGAACUGGUUGCCAGCCAAUCACAGGGCACAGAAACAACAAUUUGCACUCACAUUCACACCCGUGGGCAAAUCAAGAGUCCUCAUUUAAUGGGUGUUUUGGGGAUCUGGGAGGAAAUCGGAGCACCCAGAGAAAACCAACGCAGGGACAGGCCCAGCCAGAGGUCCUGAGAAUUCUGGAGAAUCUUUUCAUCCAGGAUAUCCCUGAACUUGGCUGCAUUCAUCUUGCAACCAGUUAUCCAGUCCCUGCCGCUGAAAAGCACCCCCGCAGCAUGAUACUGCCACCACCGUGCUUCACUCUUGGGACUCCGUCGUACAGGUCAUGAAUAGUGCCUGGUUUUCGCCACACAUACCACCUAGAAUAAAGACCAAAAAGGUUCUAUCAUGGACUCAUCAGACCAGAGAAUCAUGGAUCUGUGCUUUGCCUUUGAUCUUCCCUUCACUAUGCUCAACCCUGUCUCAGUGUACUUGUUAGGUGUCCACCCACAUAGUAGUGUUUCUCAACUGCUUCUCUUUUGUCUCUCCUCUCCUGGUGGUUGGUGCUCCCUGCUUCUAGAGAUGAGCGGCAGCAGCGCCACUGCACCUCUGCACGUGUUAUCUGUGAGCAGUGGUCUUUGGAGUGGACUCGUAGGUUGUUGUUGCCGUCAUCAUGGGACUACCUGUUGUGCAUUGUUCACGCCACCUCAGCCCUGUUUCCUGUCUAACCUCUGAAACCUCAACGGAUUCAAUCUCAAUUUAGUCAGCCAGGACACACUUCUUGGAUUCUGUUGGAAGUUUAAGUGAAAGAAUUUCUUUGCCCGUCACCGUACAUCAGGGGUGCUCAAUACGUCGAUCACGAGGCAGUCUUGGAUGAUUGUGGGACGGCGUGCUUAAAAAAAAAAAAGUCAGCCAACAUUCCCUCUAAACUGCGCGCGUGCGCAAUUGUGCACCAGUGAUGCAGUCUCUUCGCAGAUAUUCUGCGUUCCACGCGCAAAAAAAGUCCAAUGCAAAUUGAAAGUAUAACAUUCAGCUAUUCAGUUUGUGGCAUUUUGCAAUGAGUGAGGGAUGGAAUGGUUGUUACAUCCAUUAGCACAAUUCACAUACGUACUGUAAAAAAAAGUUUAGGCAGCACAUGGAUCUUUCGCUAACUACAAUCGCUGCUCCGCCACAUUCUAUUUCCUAGUUAGAUUCCCCCUGUACCCUGCUCUUAAAAUACGUGCACUCAAUUACAAAUGUUACAGUACUUACGCAGCCCAUCAAUGUGUUUUAUAAUGACAGCGUCCACCACCUCUGCUUUAGUUCGCAACACAGUCUGGGCAACGUAGAGCAAAGACGAGCUAGACAUGCUGCUUAUGUUUACUCUCAAUAAUGGCAAAAGUAAAAAACAAAAAAAAAAAAAAAGAAAUGCUGUUGUUUUAAGAUGCUAUGACUGUCAGAGUAUGUGAAUAAUGGAAGAAAAAAAGUGGUUAAACUGGAUGAGAUUUUCUCUUUUCUGAGUGGGAAAAGUCUGGUCUGAAGCCAAAGUAGAAAGUGCAGGAUGAGAUGGUGGGUCAUUUUGAAAUUCCACCUUGGCACAGCCUGAUCCAGCAUGAAAACACAGACAAUAGAGUGCACGAAAAACCUUUAAAUAUAGGAGGCAACAAUUACCAUAAAACGGUUUGAGAGCAUUAUCAUCAUCCCUCCACCCCUCCACUCCUGUCGUCAGCAGCUCGCAAGAGGCUGGCUGCUUGAAAAGUAGAUCUUGGGGUAAAAUAGUCUGGGCACCCCCUGCUGCACAUGUUCACUUGGGUUCAGUUUUCAUUGUGUGAAGUGCUUCUUAACCUGCUCAAUGUGUUAAUUGUCACAUAUAUCCAUAGACAUACACACAUGAUUUCACCAUUUGUAAAUUAUAACCAACACAGCUGCAGUGCAGACAAUGAUCCAUUAUGUAGCCGGGGAACACUUGCAUUUAUACCUGAAAUCUAU